Messenger RNA from Striga asiatica, 853 nucleotides. NCBI's taxonomy places the organism in Eukaryota, Viridiplantae, Streptophyta, Magnoliopsida, Lamiales, Orobanchaceae. The record is from the annotation of a GenBank genome assembly.
AUGGCCCUCUGCCUUGAGAAACUAGAGGAGGGCUCCCGAGAAGGAGGAGGUUCCACCAGAUUAGGUUGCAGAGCUUCAUUGCAGAUGGAGAUUGAAGGAACCUCAAGUGAAGGAUGUUCGAAGGCUGCGAAAUUCACAUUGCUCAACAGAUGCAGCCAAACCAUAUGGCCCGGAAUCCAGGCCGGCGCCGGAAAACCUCAGCUAGAGAUAAAUGGCAGCCUGGAGCUGAAUCCGAACAAAUCAGCCAGCUUGUAUGCGCCAGCUGGAUGGUCGGGCCGCUUCUGGGCCCGCACGGGCUGCAGCUUUGACAAUUCGGGCCAAACGGGGAAUUGCAUCACCGGGGACUGUGGGGGCCGCCUCGACUGCAACGGCAUCGGCGGAGCUCCUCCGGCGUCCCUGGCGGAGUUCACUCUCGACAGCCCGCAGGACUUUUACGAUAUUAGUCUCGUUGACGGAUUCAAUCUGCCCGUUUCCAUAGUUCCGUCGGGCGGGUCGGGCAACUGCACGCGGCUCGCCUGUACGAAAGAUUUGAACCCCACUUGCCCCCCGGAAUUGCGGGAAUACGGUAGUGGCGUGCAGGUGGUGGGGUGUAAGAGCGCGUGCUUGGCUUUUGGGAAGGAUCAGUAUUGUUGUGCGGGAGUUUACAACAAUCCCCAAGUGUGUACGCCCACCAGGUAUUCGAGGUAUUUCAAGACGGCUUGCCCCGCGGCUUACAGCUACCCUUACGAUGAUCGCAGCAGUAUUUUUACGUGCAAGGGGGCUGAUUAUUCUAUCAUGUUUUGUUCUAAUAAUCAACAUGAGGGCUGAUUAUUCUAAUCAGAUUUGGCGAUAUCAUCAUUAAUAAAAUAGAAAA